AUGGAGAUUUGGUUGGUGUGUUUGGGGCUGUUGCUGCGACUGCUGAACGUGCUGCUGAAACCGAUCGUCGCGUUCAUCGGUGGUCCGAAGCGGAACAUUCCGUUCCCGGAGAUACGCAACGAUAUGCUCAACAUUCCGGCAGUCGAUCUAGCCGAGCGGAUACGCAACAAGGAGCUUCGAUCGGAGGAUGUUGUGCGGGCCUACAUCGAUCGCAUCCGUGAGGUUAACCCACUGAUCAAUGCCGUGGUAGAGGAACGAUUCGGUACCGCAAUUGAGGAAGCACGCAAAGCCGAUGUGCUGAUUAGCGAAACGCAACCGCUUUGGCUGAUCAAAAACUACCCACUGCUCGGUGUGCCCUUCACCGUGAAGGAAUCCUGCUCACUGCGCGGUGCCCCCAUCACCGGCGGCUCGUUAGCCAGGAAGGGUGUGCGGGCGAUCGUGGACGGUGAGGCGGUGGCACAUCUCAAAGCAGCCGGGUGCAUCCCACUGCUCGUGUCCAACACUCCCGAGUACUGUUUGAACUGGGAAUCGUACAACCAUUUGACGGGUCGCACACUCAACCCCUACGAUAAUCGACGAACGGCGGGUGGUUCCUCCGGCGGGGAAGGAGCACUGAUCGGAGCAGGUGCUUCGUUGUUCGGGGUUGGAAGUGAUGUCGCCGGAUCUAUCCGCGUCCCAGCCCACUUUAAUGGUAUCUUCGGCCAUAAACCAACCGCAGGCGCCAUCUCCAUCGACGGUCACUUUCCGAUGUCCACAGACGAAAAGUUCGCCCGACUGUUGACGGUGGGACCGAUGGCACGGUAUGCAAAGGAUCUGCCAACGCUGGUGCACAUCAUGGCUGGCCCGAAUGCGGCCCGGCUGCGGCUGGACGAGUCCGUGCACACGAAGGACAUACGCAUUCUGUACGCCGAGGACAUGGGCUUCAACCCGGGCCACAUACCGGUGGACGACGACAUCAAGAUGGCGCUGUAUCGAGCUGUCCAGUACUUCAAGGGUCACGGGCUGGCGACGGAGCGGGCCGAGUUUGACCAUAUGGCCGAAGGUAUGGAGCUUGCGUUUAGUGUGCUGCAAUCGCUCGAGGAUGUGCCAAGCAUCUUUCACAAUCCGGACAAUCCGAAAGCCACCCCCAGCCUAAUGAUCGAGCUGGCCCGGUGUGCUAUUGGUCAGUCGCAGUACACCCUCGCCGGUAUCAUGUUCUAUGUGAUAUUCGGACUGAAGAACUUUUUCUCCGCUGACGGGCUGGAGAAUUACCUAGAGCUGGCGACGAAACUCCGCAGACAAAUGAUCGAAACACUAGGAACCGAUGGUGUGUUCUUCUUUCCCACCUAUCCAACUUCAGCACUACGCCACUACGAAUCGUUCGGUCAUAUUAUGGGCGUUGGGUACACGAUGCUGUUCAACUCACUUGGUCUACCGGCCACGCACGUGCCGCUAGGGUUGGACCGCAAUGGACUUCCGAUCGGAAUACAGGUUGUGGCCGCACCGUAUCAAGAUCGGUUAGGGCUUUGCAUUGCCCGCGAACUGGAAGCUGCUUUUGGUGGCUGGCAGGCACCGAGAUGA
Molecule: messenger RNA, 1560 nt
Organism: Anopheles marshallii
Lineage: Eukaryota; Metazoa; Arthropoda; Insecta; Diptera; Culicidae
Product: fatty-acid amide hydrolase 2-B-like
Exons: 4
Coding region: 1-1560 (519 amino acids)
Source: RefSeq, a predicted model, not a curated record